UGUACCGCGGGGAGGGACUGGGGUCAACACACACACACACACACACACACACACAACCAGAGGCGCUGGGCCUGGCAACCUCAGCCCCAAACAUCUGGUUUGGAUCAGCUGCCUCUUGGCCGGGGUCCCAGCCCCUCCAGCCCUCCCGCCAGCUCCAGCGGCGCCGCCCGGGCAGGCGGAACCAGUGUGUCUGGGACGGGGGGGGAACGGAGCGGGCAUGGCCAUGGGGUGCAGGGUGCUGCUGCUGCUGGGGGCGCUGCUGGCGACCGGCCAGGGCCGGGAGCUCAGUUCGGAGGAGGAGAGACAGGCCCUGAUGCUGAAGCACCUGCAGGAAGUGCUGCAGCUGCCAGAGGAGGAGGGAGAGGGGCCCCCCGAGAUGACACUGACAGAGCUGGCCCCCGAGGGGGGCAAGGGAGAGGAGGAAGGGGAAGAGGGGGAGGGGGCAUCCAUUGAGGAGGACGUUCAGCCCACCCAGCCAGUCCCGACCACAGCGGCCCCUCGGCCCGAGGAGGAUGGAUUCACUUAUGUGUUCUCGCGGCUGGACAGCCUGGACGCAGCCGUGCACCGGCUGAACGUGCAGUUCUACACCAUGGACCUGCGCCUGGCCCAGGUCUCCCAGGGCCUGGCCGAGCUGCGGGGGCACCUGGCCGAGGCCCAGGAGGGGCUGAGCACCCUCCGCCAGACCAGCACCCGCAACCAGCAGGACAUCGGCAAGAUCGACGGCUGCCUGCGGGGCCGGAGAGUCCACGCCAAAUGCUUCCUGAUCGUGAAGCAGUUCGAGGGCUAUGACGGGGCGCAGGAGCUGUGCCGGCUGCGGGGAGGGAACCUGGCCAUGCCGGCCGACGCCACCGAGCUGGCCGCCCUGCGCCGCUACCUGCACGAGGCCUUCCAGCCCUUCAACUGGCCGGCCUGGGUGGGCAUCCACGACCGGCGGGCCGAGGGCCUGUGGCUGUACGAGAGCGGCCAGCGCGUCUCGUUCUUCGACUGGUACCGGGACCACCUGGUGAGCCAGCCCAACGGGGGCGCCCGGGAGAACUGCGUCUCCCUCUCCUCCGACGACGGCAAAUGGUGGGACAACGACUGCGCCCGGCGCAUGUACUACGUCUGCGAGUACCGGCUCUAGGGGGGAUUGGCUCCCGCCCCCGGGACCCUGCGCCAGAGACCCAGCGUCCCCCGGCCCGCAGACCCUGCGCCCAGAGACCCAGCACCUGCCCCCUAGGGACCCUGCACCCAGAGACCCAGCAUCCCCCAGGCAGAAGACCCAGCACCUGCCCCCUAGCAGCCCACCACCCACCCUCUCCAGAAACCCUACACACCCCAACUCAGAGACCCACCACCUGCCCCCCACCAGGGACCCUGCAACUUCCCCCCUCCCCGCCCGCGACCCUGCACCAUCCAGCCUGGAGACCCAGCACUCACCCCCACCCCAGAGACCCUGCACCCCCCAGCCCAGAAACCCAGCACCUGUCCCCCGCCACGGACCCUCUAUCCCCCAGCCCGGAGACCCAGCACCUGUCCCUCCCAGGGACCCUACACCCCCCAGCCCAGAGACCCAGUACCCACCUCCCCCCAGAGAUCCUGCACCCCAGAGAAUCAGUUCCUGAACCCCUAUCAGCCACCCAUCUACUCCUGACAGGACGAUUGCACCUAUCCGUGAGUACUGACUCUGGGGGACCAUGCCCCCCCCCAUUCCAGAGACCCAAAUGCCAACACCUGACAAUGUAUCAUCACAUGUAUUUGCUCAAGGGGAAACUACUCCCCUGCCAAGAACCACCUCUGGGGAGCCCCCCAUAACCAGCUUUCAUGGAAGAGGCAGCUGGCUGGCUGUCUGCUGCAGCAAGGAAAGGCUUAAUCCCUCUCUCCCAUUGCCCCCCACCCAAGUCACAGGCUGCCAGACUCAUACC
This is a messenger RNA of Dermochelys coriacea (leatherback sea turtle), 1904 nucleotides long. RefSeq names its product C-type lectin domain containing 11A (gene CLEC11A). NCBI's taxonomy places the organism in Eukaryota, Metazoa, Chordata, Testudines, Dermochelyidae. The record is from RefSeq and is a predicted model, not a curated record. The coding region runs from base 218 to 1123 and encodes 301 amino acids. The transcript is spliced from 4 exons.